AUGCUGCAGCCACGUGAUGGUGCUGUUCCACAGCUGAACCUUCCAGCAGGUGGACCGCAGCAGCACCAGCUGGCAGCUCCUAGUGCAGUUCCCCCGCAGAACCUUCCGCCAAGUGGACCGCAGCAGCAGGUGGCAGCUCCCAGCAGUGCAGUUCCCCCGCAGAACCUUCCGCCAAGUGGACCGCAGCAGCAGGUGGCAGCUCCGCCUAGUGCAGUUCAGCAGAACCUUGCGCCGAGUGGACCGCAGCAGCAGGUGACAGCUCCUAGUGCAGUUCAGCAGAACCUUGCGCCGAGUGGACAGCAGCAGCAGGUGACAGCUCCGUGUGCAGUUCCGCCGCAGAACCUUCCGGCAAGUGGAGCGCAGCAGCAGCAGGUGGCAGUGGCAGCUCCUGGUGCAGUUCCGCCGCAGAACCUUCCGGCAAGUGGACCGCAGCAGCAGGUGACAACUCCUAGUGCAGUUCCGCAGAACCUUCUGGCGAGUGGCCCCCCGCAGCAGGUGGCAGCUCCUAGUGCAGUUCCGCCGCAGAACCUUCCGGCAAGUGGAGAGCAGCAGCAGCAGGUGGCAGCUCUUAGUGCAGUUCCGCAGCAGAACCUUCCGGCAAGUGGCCCCCCGCAGCAGGUGGCAGCUCCCAGUAGUGCAGUUCCGCCGCAGAACUUUCAGGCAAGUGGACCGCAACAGCAGGUGGCAGCUCCGCCCAGUCCAGCUCAGCAGAACCUUCCUCCAGCAAGUGGACCGCAGCACGUGGCUCCGGGUGCAGUUCCGCAGAACCUUCCAGGUGGACCGCAGCAGGUAGCAACUCCUUGUGCAGCUCCGCAGCAGAACCUUCCACCAGCAGCAGGUGGAAUGCAGCAGAUGGCGGCUCCUUGUGCAGCUCCCCAGCAGAACCUUCCGCCAGCAGCAGGUGGACCGCAGCAGGCGGCAGCUCCGUGCGCAGUUCCCCAGCAGAACCUUCCGCCACAGCAGGUGACAGCUCCAAGUGCAGUUCCGCAGCAGAACCUUCCGGCAAGUGGACCGCAGCAGGUGGCAGCUCCUUGUGCAGUUCCGCAGCAGAACCUUCUCCUGGCAAGUGUACCACAGCAGCAGGUGAUGACAGCUCCAGGUGCACAGACGGCAGCUCCAAGUGCAGUUCCCCCGCAGCAGAACCUUCCGGCAAGUGGCCCCCCUCAGCAGCAGGUGCCAGCUCCAAGUGCAGUGCCCCCGCAGAACCUUCCGGCAAGUGGCCCCCCGCAGCAGGUGGCAGCUCCUAGUGCAGAUCCGCCGCAGAACUUUCCGGCAAGUGGACCGCAGCAGCAGGUGGCAGCUCCGCCUAGUGCAGUUCAGCAGAACCUUCCGCCAGCAAGUGGACCGCAAGAGGUGACAGCUCCGUGUGCAGUUCCGCAGAACCUUCCGCCAGCAAGGACGCUCCUGCAGCAGCCUGGAACUCCCUCCAUUUUGGAGAUGGUGCAAGAGCUUGAAACGCAGAUGGAUCAGGAGGAGCCAAUCAGUGUGAAUGACACGCCCGAACCCCCGCCCCGGCUGAAUCGCAGCGCUGUGUCAACACUGGCUUCGGCUGCUUCCUUUGAUGACACAUCAAAGGGCUUGGUUGCACCGGACACGUCAGCAGCACUGCUGGUGAAGGCACCGUCGCCGUCGCCGACUCCCGUGACGGCGAAAGCGAAAAGUGCGGCAAGGACGAAGCCGAAGGCUGCUGCUGUGAAGGAUGAGUAUGCGCUGCCGGAGCUGACCUUGCAGGAGAAGGCGAUGUAUGGCAACUUCUGGUCGCGGUACCGCUCGAGCAGCUCGCUGUCGUUGACCAGUGAUGCGGAUUCCGUCGACUCCGACAUCAGCCAACCUGUGCCGAAGGGGCCGCCGGCAGUACCCCAGCCGAUGCCGUUGCCGACUGUGCCGCUUCAGCAGCAGACGACAGCAGCUGCAGCAAAGCCGACGAGUGAUGCCAUGACGACGAUGCUGGCGACGGUUCUCAGCACGGCGGUGAGCCAUGGUGUUGAUGCAGCGGGGCUUGCGGCCAUUCAGCAGACCAUGGCCAGCAUUGUGGCUGCUGCAAAAGCCCCUGAUGCUGGAGUCGAGGCCGUUGACAAGACGAAGAUCAUCGACUCGCAGCCGGCUUUGCCGCCAAGCCCUUUUUCGACGCCUUUGCCGGCCAGCACAGCAGCAAGCCCUUCGACGCCUUUGCCGCCGGCAAGCACAGCAAGCCCUUCGACGCCUUUGCCGCCGCCGAGCACUGCGAGCCCUUCGACGCCUUUGCCGCCACAGACCGCUGUGACGAAAGCCCCGCCGACAGGACCUGCUCCUUCGACGCCUUUGCCACCGCAGACCGCUGUGACGAAAGCCCCGCCGACGGGACCUGUGGUCAACUCAAGCACCCACAGGACUGAGUACCGCUCGUUCCAACGCUUUUGCGAGAACUCACCGGGAGCAGUGGAGUUGAAGAAGGUGUGGGUGCAGGGCGGACCGCGCUUGGCAAUGUUCCAGAAGUUUGUUCUGACAGGCUGUGGUAACCCUGCGGCUUUGGAAUGUGCCCUCCAGUUCCGCCGGCAGAGCGAGGAGGAGCGCAAAGACGAAGGUGAAUAUUAUUGCUGGCGUGAUAUACUCGCCUUUCACGAGGGCAACGAACAGAAGGCCUUAUCCUUCAUUGCAAGACGCAGAGCAGAGCCCAAAGGGACCAGUUGCGAUCGGAAUGAUCCUGAUAUGGAGACAUUUCUAUAUUACGGCCGCCAGCGACGGACCCUGACGGUUCGUACGAUCGACGAAAUCGCAAUCAGCAUGGGCGUCUGCCCGAACUUCGCCACGUCCGUGGCGGCACAGCUGGACUCCAUGAACGGCGCCCUGCCAGUUGCUGAUGGGGCUACUUCUUCGGUGAACCCGCCAGUGCCGGCCCCCGGCAAGGCGGCUCCAAAGGGAAAAGGCAGUGCGCCUGCGCCACCCGGCACGACGACGGAAGACCCCCAGCCGCCGCCCAAGAAGGCGAAAGUUCCGAAGCCGGAGGGAUCCGACAUGGAGUUGAUCUGCAGUGGAGAGAACGUUGGACUUUUCGUGAAGUCGUGGGUGGCCGCGGCGAACACGGCCCAGGGGCAAGCCGUGAAAACGUGUGCAGAGUUGGAGGUCCUCGAGAGCCAGGAGGCUUUGAUGGGGAAGAUUAAGGACUGUGCCGAAGGCAUCGGGGCUUGUCGCAAGAAGCUCAAGCUCAUGGGGACAGAGCCAGUGGCCGCCGAUGUGCAAUCGGCCCUGCUGGAGGCUACCGUGUUUGUGGAGGGUUUCAAGAAGCAUCUUCGAGUGGCGAAUGAACACUCGGUUUUCACGUGGGCCGGGGAGCCAGCUCCGGACUUCUUCAAGAAGUGGCGUCUGCGGCCGUCGCAGAAGCAGGGGAUGCAAAUGUACCAGGUGGGCUGCGAGUUUGGGCGCAUCAGGGCGGGCACUGUCGACUGGCUGGACUGGUGGCAGAAGGCCAAGAGCGAGCCAUGGGGGAAUCAUCCGGUGCAGUCCUGGCCGGAGGAGGCCAGGCAAAAAGCGGUGGCCGUGUCGAUUCACGGCGAUGAGGGUACUGGGAAGAGGAGCAAAAGCAUCUUGAUCCUGUCGCUUUCGCCCUUGGCCAUCCACCGGGGCGACUCGAUGCUGCAGAAGUUCCCGUUCUGUGUUGUGCGAUCAGACAGAUUUGUCUACGACAACGGCCAGAAUAUCACGCUUCAGGCGCUACAGCGCUACUACGCCGAUUCCUUUCGGAUUUGUGGCGACCCCGCCAGCGAAGGCCAACACGGAUGGACCAUGCACCCUGUCAUAUCGAAGGGAGAUUGGAAGCACAAAAGGGAAUGGUUGGAACAAUGUAGAAGCUACGGGAACCUUGCUAGCAAUGCUCCUCGUGAGCAGAACGCCGGCAGAAUCUGCCCGAGAUGCUUGUGCGAUGGCAGCACACCUGGAAAGCAUUGGGCUGACAUGCGUGAGGGCUUCGAUAACCAGGCAGACUUGGAUGAAGCUUCGAAUGAUAGUAGCUAG
Messenger RNA from Symbiodinium sp. CCMP2592, 3990 nucleotides. NCBI's taxonomy places the organism in Eukaryota, Dinophyceae, Suessiales, Symbiodiniaceae. The record is from the annotation of a GenBank genome assembly.